AUGUCCAGAUUCUUUGAGUCGAUUGAUGAGGAGAGGGAAGAGAGCCGCAAGGCUAAGGUGAGUGAAAAGACAUAUGGAGUUCCUGAGAAGCAGAGCAAGAAGGAGAAGAGGAUCCACGAUCUCCAGUGCAGGGUUCUGGAGCUUGAAGAAGAGGAAAACCAGAAGGCGUUUGACAAGCAGCUGAAGAAGAUGCUUGCAGAUGUGAAGAAGGCAGAGAGCCACUUUGGCAAAGACCUCCCUCUGUUUCUGAGGAAGUUUUUGCUGUCACCAAAGGCAUAUGGUAAGACGCACAGGAAGGCCAUUGAUGAGUUGCUGUCGAGAUAUGAGUCGAAAGAGAGCGAGCAUAUCAGCAAGGAGGAUGGGAAGAACGAAGAAAAGAUAUGCAGGGACUUGAGCAAGAUACUGGUGAUCAAGGAUGUUGAGGAAAGGAAAAGGGAGCUGAGGGAGUUCAAAGAUAGCACGGUAGACCAGGAGGCCAAGGGCAAGGCGCUGACGACUCUUCUAUCGAUCUACGUGAAAUCCAAGGAUGGGAUUCUGGUCAUGCAGACCAUAAAUGAGCUGCUUGACUGCUUUGGAGACGAAGAGGCAAAUGCAGCGAAAAAUGUCCUCCUGGUGGAGAAUAUCGACUUCUACCUUGGGGUUCUGUACGAGGUCCUUAGUUCUUCUGAAGCCGAAGCUUACAGAAACCUGCUCGGGAGGCUCUCCGGCCUUGACAAGGAAGCUGUUGAGAGAAGAGCCUUACAGUUUGAGUUCUUCAAGCUGGGAAGGGCAGUGGAGACAGAGCAUCCGCUGUUCAGGCUUCUCUACAUCGACAGAACCCUGGGGUACAAAGAGUCUGGGGAGUACUACAAAGCCAUCCGAGACGACAUUGGAGAAGGAAAGAUUGAGCAGGAGGUGUUGGGGGAGUUUGGGAUGUCUUCAUUUAGAGAUGGGGACUUCGAGACCUCGUUUGAAGUUCUUUCCAAGUGUUUGGAAGUAAAGCCUUCCAACCACGCCGUUGUGAUGAAGCUUCUUUGCGUGGUGCUCAACGACAGGAUCAGAGGAACCUCAACGCACAGGGAGUUUCUCGAGGACUUCAAGAGCUUUGGAAGAAACAGGCUCUGCCUUCCUUCUGGAGACGGCACGUUUGAGGUGUACAGAGCCUUCUACCUCCUGAAUAUGCUCGACCAGAGGGGCGCGGGGGAGAUCGUGAGGAGAUUCUGUGAAAACUUUGAGGAGUCCACUUGGUUCAAGGACUUUGUAGAAUCGAGGAUUAAAGGCUAA
Molecule: messenger RNA, 1263 nt
Organism: Encephalitozoon cuniculi GB-M1
Lineage: Eukaryota; Fungi; Microsporidia; Unikaryonidae
Exons: 1
Coding region: 1-1263 (420 amino acids)
Molecular function (GO): protein binding
Source: RefSeq, marked provisional